AUGGCUGCGGUGAGGAACGAUCAACGGCGCAAGCCAAGCAGCUUAAGAUCUAUUCUUGCGGGCUCUACUGCUGGUGCAAUCGAAAUCGCAAUAACUUAUCCUGCCGAAUUCGCGAAGACUCGGUCGCAACUCAAUCGCAGACUGCCUGACUCCAAGAAACUCCCAUGGCCACCGUUUGGGAAACAAUGGUAUGCCGGCUGUACAACCUUAAUCAUCGGGAACUCUUUAAAGGCCGGUAUUCGCUUCGUCGCCUUCGACACGUUCAAGUCAAUGCUUCAAGAUGAGAAUGGAAAAAUAUCGGGGCCAAGGACAGUUAUAGCUGGCUUUGGUGCUGGAUUCACCGAGUCAUUGCUCGCAGUGACGCCGUUUGAAAGCAUAAAAACCCAAUUGAUCGACGACCGCAAAUCUCCUAAUUCGCGCAUGCGCGGGUUCAUUCAUGGUAGCGGGGUGAUAUUUCGGGAGCGAGGCAUUCGCGGCUUCUUCCAAGGCUUUGUUCCUACUACGGCAAGGCAGGCGGCAAACUCGGCCACUAGGUUCUCGAGCUACACAAUGCUGAAACAAAUGGCGGAAGGUUAUGUUGCGCCUGGCGAAAAGCUAGGGACCGCGAGCACCUUUGCACUUGGAGGCAUCGCAGGUCUGAUUACUGUAUACGUCACACAACCCCUUGACACGGUCAAGACUAGAAUGCAAUCACUAGAGGCGAGCAGAAAUUACAAGAACAGCUUUGUCUGUGCGGCAAGAAUCUUCAAAGAUGAGGGCCUUCUAACAUUCUGGUCCGGAGCUGUUCCAAGACUAGCAAGAUUAAUCAUGAGUGGUGGCAUAGUAUUCACCAUGUAUGAGAAAUCCAUGGACCUGCUUGAUUCCAUAGAUCCAGAAAGGAAAUAUCUAUAA
This is a messenger RNA of Aspergillus versicolor CBS 583.65, 891 nucleotides long. RefSeq names its product putative mitochondrial tricarboxylate transporter (Ctp). Gene Ontology annotation, biological process: mitochondrial citrate transmembrane transport. Bases 1 to 891 code for a protein of 296 amino acids. The record is from RefSeq and is a predicted model, not a curated record. The transcript has 9 exons. Lineage: Eukaryota; Fungi; Ascomycota; Eurotiomycetes; Eurotiales; Aspergillaceae.